Patiria miniata (bat star) is the source of this 2224-nucleotide messenger RNA. RefSeq names its product serum paraoxonase/arylesterase 1-like. NCBI's taxonomy places the organism in Eukaryota, Metazoa, Echinodermata, Asteroidea, Valvatida, Asterinidae. The transcript is spliced from 9 exons. Bases 234 to 1313 code for a protein of 359 amino acids. The record is from RefSeq and is a predicted model, not a curated record. Gene Ontology annotation, molecular function: arylesterase activity.
GCGUGGAGACCAAGGUUGAACUUUGUUUCCAUUUACUUUGGACUCCAUUUUCAAAAGGCAGGAAAAGGACGCGUUGACACAGCAUCCUGAAUCACAGUGCACACAAACCUGGCAAGGUUUUGCAAUUUGCACAGACAUCGCAGCCCGAGUGCACGUAGGUAUAGGAAAGUGCCGCUGCUAGUGAGCUAGGCCCUACUGGUUUUGCCCGACUAAUAUCUCUCGAAGCGACUAAAAUGGCAAGUUUCAUCUUCAAGGCAGCGUUGUUUGUUGUGAGUGUGGUGCUGCUUCAACGACUGAUGAGAUUUGCAAUCAUCAUGGGAGUGCAUAGGCACAUGUUUAACCAUACACCAGGACCCUGCCGCACCAUCCCGGGGAUAGAUGUCGGCUCCGAAGAUAUAACGACGUUGUCAAACGGUGUCGCCAUUAUCACUUCGGGCGUAGCCAUUAUCGAGGCUGAAAUGGACACGAUCCAAGGCCGCAUCUUCUCCUUUGACUUCAACCAACCGGACAAGGCCGUGAAGGAGGUCAAGAUUACGGGAAGUUCCUUCAAUAAGACGGCCUUGAAGCCAGUGGGAAUGAGCGCCUGGGAAGACCCCCAAACGGGCAAAGUCUCCUUGUUUGUGGUCAACAAACCGCUACCCCCAAGAACACAAUCAGUGGAGUUGUUUGACUACGACCACAAAUCCAACACGCUACGUCACAAGAAGACUGUCAUCAGUGACGCGAUCUUUUCCCCCAAUGACGUGAUAGCCGUGAGUGCAGACACGUUUUACGUCACCAACGAUAUGCGCUUUGGUCGCCUUGGGCCUCUAGAGGUCGUCCUAACCCUUCCCACGGGAACUGUUGCUUACUACGACGGGUCUGAGGCUGUACAAGUAGCCAGCGGCUUAUCUGGGGCUAACGGCAUCAGCAAAUCACAGGAUGGCAGGUACAUCUAUGUUUCUGGACUACUGGACGCCCAGCUUAAUGUUUUUGAAAGAGGCAAGGACGGUCGAGGUUCACUGCUGCUCCGCAAGAAAAUUGACGUGCACACGUCAGUGGACAACAUCAACGUCGACAAGGCGGGCGACCUGUGGCUUGGCUGCCAUUACCUGGGGUACACACUUGAUCUACUGACUGGAAAUAGGUGGACGGGAACCGCUCAGGUCUUAAGGAUGCGUCUUGAUGCGGACCUGAACCCCGAUGUACGGGAGGUACUCGCUGACGACGGCAAACUACUCAAAGGCUCAAGCGUGGCCAGCGUCUACGGAAACAAGAUGCUGGUUGGAACGAUUACCAACCAAAUGAUACUGUGUGAUCUCAUUGCUUUCUAGAUGAGCAGAUAGAUAUUGACCUUUUGCACAAGCAAAUGUGCUCUCUCAAUGGUGGAAAAAAAAUCAAUAUUGACGGACCCUAAGUUUGCCUGGAACACUCUGGUACACCAUGUGAACGAGAGAUUGGCACACUCAAUUAGGUUAGAUACUAUCUAUACACACGAUGUUAGGAUUAACAGUAGGAACAUUUGCAAUUACCGAUUUAACGAGAAAAUAAUUGCUCAGAGUGAAGACAUGACUGGUACCAAAUAUCCUCUGAAAUAUUCUACCUGGAAUGGUAUCAUUCGGAAGAAAACAGUUGAAUGUGGUUCAGGAUAAUCUGGCCGCGGGUACAGAUUUUACGUGCGUCAACAACGUAAACGAGACAAAACAAAAUUGUGCAUACGUUUUCUCUGUUUUUUUCCCUCCAAAUGUAAUAUAUCCGCUGAUCUGAAACGUCAAUUUAAUUUGUAUGCACCGUUCCUAAGAUUUUGAAAAAUUCGGCUGUUUCAAACUAUAUUAAACAACAAUAUAUUCCUUUCUCCAUUGUACUAUUAAGCAACGGCGACUGAGCUACUUCUUCCGUGUAAUUGAGCAAGUUGACUGAAAACAUUUUCAAGAAAUAGAAAUCUUUCAUCUUGUAUUCAGCUCGUUCGUCUGGUUUUUCCUUGUCCAAGGGUUAUUUGAGGGUGGCUGGGAAAAAAGAAGGACCAAUUUACAAUUUAUUGGAGAAAUUGAUGAUCGGUGCAAACUGUGCUAUCAAUAAUAAUUCACACUGCAAUACCAUUAGACCGAUAUAUUGAAUUGAUGUGAAUAAUACCAUGCUCUUUUUGCAGUCAUCUAAAAUCAUAAACGAUUGGACGACUUCUUGCGUAUGGCGUGCACAGCCUAUCGAGCCUAGAGUUGUCGGUCAAGGGUAGAACAAACGAGAU